Messenger RNA from Rhopalosiphum padi (bird cherry-oat aphid), 4956 nucleotides. RefSeq names its product zinc finger protein rotund-like. Gene Ontology annotation, molecular function: DNA-binding transcription factor activity, RNA polymerase II-specific; RNA polymerase II cis-regulatory region sequence-specific DNA binding. Lineage: Eukaryota; Metazoa; Arthropoda; Insecta; Hemiptera; Aphididae. Gene Ontology annotation, biological process: regulation of transcription by RNA polymerase II. The record is from RefSeq and is a predicted model, not a curated record.
CCUUCUCAGUUUUCCGGCAUCGUUCGUUCUGUACGGUUUUCCCGAGCGCGAGACAUUUUCCACACAUAUAAAAAACUCAACACACACAAAAAAACGUUCACAACUUCAAACAAUAUACGAACAAUCGCUGUGAUUGUACUGUUCGUGCACGCGCCGAUACGUCGUUGAGGCUCGCAAGCCACCACCGUCACAUCAGCACAUACACACACACACACAUACACAUACAUAUAUAUACAUAAUAUAUAUUGUUUCCGUGGUCGCCACGCUGACAGCAACUGCAAUGACGACACGGCAGCGAAAUGAACAGCGGCCGGACGACGACGACGACGGCGGCGGCGGCGGUGACGGUGACGAUGACGAUGCGGUUUCGCGGUCGCCGCCGCCGCCACCACCGCCACCGCCGCCGCUGUCACCAGAUCCACCGCCACCGCCGCUGCCACCGCCGUUACUACAACCACCACCGCCGCCACCGCCACCGCCGCCGCGAUCUCCGCCUUCGCCGACUACACCGUCUCCGCCGCCAACCGUACGUCCGGCACUCGAAGAUGUGGCCGGCGGAUCGGCCGCAUCCGCAGCCGUGGCCGCCGCUGCAGCCAAGCUACGGCCGGCCGAAUCGCUGAUGUUGAGCCCGUCGCUGUACUACAAACGGCUAUUGGCCGCAAACGUGGCCGCAACUUUCGGCAAAGCCGUCAAAGCGCACCACCAACAGCAGCAGCAGCACCACCAACAGCUGCACCAGCAACAGCUACAACUGCACCCCCAUCACCACGGCGUCGUCGGCGGUCAUCACCACGUGGCCGCGCUGCACAACGCGCACGGCUUGCACUUGCCGGCGGCGGGUCACCAUCACCAAAACCAACUCAUGGGUCAUCACCAGCAGCAGCAGCAGCAGCAACCGUCCGUCGCGGGAAACAGAUCCGCGGCGGGCGCCGCUUGCACGUCCGGCGACGACGACGAAGAUGACGGUGACGACGACGACGACGACGACGAUGAUGACGACGAUUGUGACGACGAAGACGACGACGCGGACAGCGGAGGACACCAUCACAAGAUCGGCGGCGUGGAGAAGGCGGCUUUCCUGUGGCCGUCACCGGAGCAACAGGCACAGCAGCAGCAGCAACAGCAGCAGCAGCAACAACAACAACAGCAGCAACAACAGCAACACCAACAACAGCAACAGCAACAGCAACAGCAGCAGCAGCAACAACAGCAGCAGCAAAAUAACCUUGCCGUGGCCGGUGGUCAGACGUUGGGCCCCGGAGCCGGUAGCCUAAACAACAACAACAACAACAACAGUAGCAGCAACAACAACAACAAUAACAACAGCAGCAGCCACCUGAACGGCAACAAGUGUGGCGUCGGCGGUAUCGGGUCGGCCGUCCACCCGCAACACCUACAGCAGCAAGGUGGCGCGGCCACCGGGGCGGGCGGCACCGGACUGGUGCACUGGAUGUCCAUGAUGGCCGAGCACAUGAACAACGCCGCGGCCACACAUCACCAUCACCAUCACCCACAUCACCAUCAUCACCCAGCCGAUCCAGCCAACGCCAUGCACUACAUGUGGAAUACGCCGGCCGUAGACGUGCAAUGUGGUGGACAUGGCAAAGAAGUGGACUAUAGUUGGACUAGACAGACAGCCAUGAAACAAGGCUAUGAGGCAAAAAUGAACAACAACGAUCAUAUUCAACAACUUUCAAAAGGUGGUAUGGAGGAUGGUUCUGGCAUGUACCAGCAACACGGGGGUGGUACGCCAAGGUCACAUAGUACAGCAAGUACGGCUAGCAGCAUUUCACCCACUGGUAACUCAGCGACGCCCAUGUUAAUCGUACCACAUCCGAUAAAUGCCGCCAAAAUCACAGACGCACAUCACGUGGUUACGCAUCAAAACGGUGGUGGUCGAAAAUAUACUUGCAAAAUGUGCCCAUCGGGUCGCGGUAGGAAGCGGGGCGUGAACAAAGGUAGAGACGGUCUCGGAUGGUCGAGUGUGGACCACGGAAACCCAGAGCAGAUAUUUGCGUCCAAGUCGGAAUUGCAAUUGCACUCGCAGCUGCACGUCAAAGACGUGAAACCGUACAAAUGCCAUCAGUGCAACAAAACAUUCGCCAACAGCUCGUACCUGAGCCAGCACACGCGCAUCCAUCUGGGCAUCAAACCGUACCGGUGCGACAUCUGCCAGCGGAGGUUCACGCAGCUCAGCCACCUGCAGCAGCACAUACGCACGCACACCGGCGACAAGCCCUACAAGUGCAGGCAUCCAGGCUGCACCAAGGCGUUCUCGCAGCUCAGCAACCUGCAGUCGCACUCCCGGUGCCACCAGACGGACAAACCGUUCAAGUGCAACUCGUGCUACAAGUGCUUCCAGGACGAGCAGUCGCUGCUCGAGCACAUACCCAAGCACAAGGAGUCCAAACACCUCAAGACGCACAUAUGCCAGUACUGCGGCAAGUCGUACACGCAGGAGACGUACCUGUCCAAGCACAUGCAGAAGCACGCCGAGCGGAUGGACAAGCGGCCGCCGAUCAUCGGCAUACCGCGCGUGGCCCUGGAGAACGGCGCGUACUGGGGCAAGAUGUCACCGGACACGGCCAACAACCUGGUGGAGGCCAUCAACCAGCAACAGCAACAGCAGGAGUGCAUGCAGGGAGGAGGCGGCGGCGGCGGUUCCAACGGCGGUGGCGGCGUCGCGACCGCCGGCGACUUGAACGCCGGUGGACCGUCCAGCACCGCGGCGUCCGUGGCCGCCGACGACCAGCCGUCCAACAGGCACGGCACCCACCUACCCACAGCACCUUCCGAGUACCUGUCGGACGCGUCGUCCGUGCCCAAGACCAGCACGUCCGCGUUCACGCCCAUCCAGUCGUUCGGACUGCCGACGCACCCACCGCCGCCGCCACCGUCGCACCACCCGCACCACCCGCACCACCAGCAGCACCACCAGCAGACCAUGUACAUGCCGUACAACCACUUGUCGUUCCCGGGCGCCAAGCAGCUGGGCGCGCACGGCCACCAACUGUCGCCGAUGGCCGGGCCCAUGGACAUGAAGCCGCCGUCCGUCGGGUCCGUGCCCAACGGGUUCCCCAACCAGCUGAUCUCGCUGCAUCACAUACGCAACUACUCGCACCAGCCGAGUCCUUCGUCCAUCAUGUCCGAACACCUGUUGCACGGCAUGAAGGACAAAGUGCAGUAGUAGUGGGUGACGAGCGACGGGGCACACACAGCGGCGUCGUACGACUGCGUUUUUUAUUACGUUAUUAUAACGUGGCACGCCACCGCGACUCGCGGCUCCGUACCGCGUGUCGUAAUAAUAUCUGUAUUUAUGUAUAGUGUAAUAUUAUGCAUAAUGUCAUAAUAAUAUUAUCGUAUGUGUAUUGGUACGCGGAAAACCGUAUUUAAUAAUAAUAUUUAUGAAACGCCCGCGCACGGUAUUCCUCAUCGUAUUAUUUAUUAAUACCGUCGUCGUCGUCGUCGUCGUCGUGUCGUCUGUGUCGCGUGUGGUUAUGUUAGAUAUAUAUAUUAUAUAUUAUAUAUUAUAUAUAUAUACCAGGUUAGGUAUAUACCGGCUUUGGUUAUCAUAUAUCUAUAUAUAUUAUAUUUACCUACCUUGCAACGCGAGCCAACUGUGAUGACGCACACAGCAGCGAAUAUUGUCGACGACCACUAUAAUUUUCUCGCCAAUUUACGCCGUUUAAAAUCAUUAUUAUUAUUAUUUUUUGUAUUAUUAUAAUUAUUAUUAUUAUUAUUAUUAUUAUUAUUAUUAUUAUUAUCAUUAUUAUAAAUGUGUUUUUAUAUGUUUUUUGUCCAAUGUCAACGUGUAUGUGUCUCAUCGUCGUCUCGAUCCAAUCCUUUGAUUAUUAUUUUUUUUUUUCAUUUAUAUACCUCCCUAAUAUUUUAGUAUAUUAUAUUAAAUUAAGUUUUGGUGUUAAGUUGUGGACCGAGUGUAUACGUGCGGUUUUAUUGCCCGUAACCGUGUAACGCAUGUAAAUAUUUUUGAGCGAGUGGCGAGAUGAAGAAAACAGCUAUCGUUAAUUUGUAUUUUAUUAUUUUUUAUCUUCAACGUCUUCUUCUCGUCAAAGUGAAUUGUCUAUACCCAAGACUGAUGUGUACAUUAUUAAUAAUUAUUAUUGUAAAAUAAAUAAAUAACUAUCGGAAUUCGGGCAGUAAUAAUAUACUAUCGAAAAACAUAAAAUAAUAACGCAGUUUUAAAUGUUAGAGGUAUUAAAAAUUUUUCUCUUAAUUUUCAUUACUAUUAUUUUUUUUUUUUUAUGGAGAGCGUUAGGGACACAGAGGUCAGUCGCAUGGAUCUCAGUAAAUUGUAGACGACGUAUAUUGUUUUUUGAAAACCUUACUGAAACAGUGUUUUACAUUUCUUUUGUGAUUGUUACCAUUUGUAAUAGUAUAGUCAACGAGUCACGAAGGUAAUUAACAAAUUCCUAACCUAAAACUUAAUUUUAUAGGAUACGUAAAUUUUAUUUUGAAUAAGUUUUUAAUUUUUUUUUUUUUUUGUAACUAAUUAAUUUAAAAACGUUAAUUUUUUAAUUAUUAUUAUAUAAUUUUUAUUUCGUUUAAUGCUCAAUUUGUAUUAAAUUUCGUUGUUCCGCUUUUAAACAAAUUAUGUAAUUUUUUUUUAUCGUUGUGAUGGUUCGGUACUUAAGGCUAACAAAUAUUUUUUUUGUUUUUGUUGAACUAUUUUAAUUUACGAAUUGUACAAAAAAGAACAUGGAAAAAAGUAAAAAAAAAUAAGUAAAAAUAAGCCUGUACAUUAUUAGUUAAAAUGUUAUAAUAUAAUAUUAUAACGCGACUAUUAAGUUUGUUGUACAACACAUUUUCCGACGGUCUUAUAUAUUAUAUAUAUAUACAUAACUAAAUAUAAUAUAUAUAUAUAUUAUGUGUAUAAAAUAUAUAUAUACAUAAAUUGUAAGAUAAUUUUUUUUUGAGGUUGAUAAAAAUAUUCCAAUA